This is a messenger RNA of Micropterus salmoides (largemouth bass), 1463 nucleotides long. RefSeq lists its product as uncharacterized. Bases 284 to 1210 code for a protein of 308 amino acids. The record is from RefSeq and is a predicted model, not a curated record. NCBI's taxonomy places the organism in Eukaryota, Metazoa, Chordata, Actinopteri, Centrarchiformes, Centrarchidae. The transcript has 4 exons.
ACUCUAGCCUCCAUGGAAGUGAUUCAGACUGAGCUGCAGGGGACUGUGAAAUAUUAUAAAAAUAACUCAUCUUUUGUAUUUAAUUUGUCCUGAAAUCAACUCUGCCACGUUCACCGCGACAAGAACCAGGAUGACGGAGUAGUAGGGGAAACAAUGUUGUUUUUCUCAGUCAUCUAGCAAGCCAUCAAGCUAGCUGCCGUUAGCUCACAUAGACAGCAGCAUCAGUAACGUUAGCUGCUCAUAAUAAAAGAUAUCAGCUCUCAAGGUUUGCACUCACAGGGAAAUGUAUGUUCUGUACACAGUCAUUGCCUCUUUAGUUUCUUUUUUCCUUUUGAAAUGGAUGAAGAAAAGAAGGUAUUGCACCGACCUGACAAGACUUGAUGGCAAAACAGUUCUUAUUACAGGUGGAAAUUCUGGCAUUGGCAAGGAGUCAGCUGUUGCCUUGGCAAUGAGAGGCGCCCGUGUCAUCAUCGCUUGCAGAGACGUGGAAAAGGCUGAGAAGGCUGUCAGGGAGAUCAAGUUCCAGAGUCGCAGCCUAAACGUCCUUCACAUGGAGCUGGAUCUGGCCAACCUGCGCUCAGUAAGGAAAUUCUGUAAGAGCUUUCUCCACAGGGAGAAGAGGCUGGACAUCCUGAUCAAUAAUGCAGGCGUGCCUGGUGUCCUCGACUGGACAGACGACAGUUUCAGCAUGUGUUUUGGCGUCAACCACUUGGGUCACUUCCUCUUGACAAAUCUGCUUCUGCCUCGCCUGAAGGAGUGCGCCCCCAGCCGGGUGAUCACCCUCACAUGCUCCACAUACAAAUACCAGAAACUGGACUUCCAGGACCUCAACUACAACCUGCUGCCCUUCUUCACCUACUGCCGCAGCAAACUGGCCAACAUCUACUUCAGUCAGGAACUGGCCCGCAUCACCGAAGGGAAGGGAGUGACCUCCUAUGCUGUGCACCCUGGUCUUCUCCAGAGUCGCUGGACGUGCCACUACUCCAUCCUGUUCCGGAUGCUGAUGCAGGUGAUCAUGUGGAUGAUUUUUGUGCCGUGUGAGAUUGGAGCUCAGACUGUCAUCUACUGCGCUGUGUCAGAUGAAGCUGCCAAACACAGCGGAGGUUACUUCGCCGACUGCCGACCAGCUACUCUGCGUCCUUUCGCGAGAGACGCUGGUGUAGCAAAAAAACUGUGGGAGGCCAGUGAGAGAUUGGUGAAACUGGCCUGAGGGUGGAUGCUGGUUAUUUAUAAUUUAAUUUAAUUUUUUGAAAAGAGUCAUGUUCAUGUAUUGUUUUUGUGUGUGUUUUUUUUAAAUAUUUAUGUUUUUCAUAAACAUUUUUGUUGUGUACAAUGCAGUUGUAAAUAUUUCUUGUUAUUUUAUGUGCUUAUGGAUUUUAAAAGGAAAUGUUUUUCUUCAGUGGCACAACUUCUUUUUCUACAUUAUCAUUUUUCUCUGCACAAAUAAAAUACUUACUUGCAGU